AUGUCAGCGCUCUCUUUUGCAUCCCUCUCUUUAGAGGACGUUGGCUCAUAUACAACACACAGACAAGACUCGGAAGGGCAUUUUGACAAAGACUUGGUUGACACAGAAGACAGACGCAAUAAGACAUCCGUUACUGAUGUCUAUCUACAAGCCUGCAAGUUGGUUGGUGUUGUUCCAGUCUCCUACUUCUUACGGAACCUAGACUCUCCUACCAUGUCGCUCAGCCACCAUGGCCUCGGACCACUGGGGUGCAAGGCGCUCGCGAUUGCUUUGGUGAGUGAUGUACAUCUCACCACUCUAGAACUGGCUGACAACUACAUUCAGGCAGAUGGUGCCAAGGAUGUUGCAGAGAUGCUCAAGGCUAAUUUCACCAUCCAUCAUUUGGAUUUGUCCAACAACCAUCUUCGUUCCGCUGGAGCUGAGUAUGUGAGUAAGAUGUUGAUGGACAGCCUUUCGUUAAAAUCCGUCAAACUAUCAGGAAAUGGAUUUACAGACGAUGACGCAAAGUACUUUGCCGAAGCCAUGUCUAUCAAUUUCAGUAUUAAAGAGUUAGAUCUCAGCCAUAACAGGUUUUGUGGACGAGGAGGGGAGCACCUGGGAAUGCUGUUGGCAAACAAUGAGCAUCUGGAAGUGUUGGACCUUUGUUGGAAUCAACUCAGAAUGAAGGGAGCUGUUGCUCUGAGUGCUGGACUCAAGGUGAAUACUACAUUAAAGCACCUUGACCUGUCAUGGAAUGGUUUUGGGAAUGAGGGGGCCCUAGCAAUGGGCGAAGCUCUGAAAUUCAACAGUACUCUGGUGCACCUCAAUCUCAACAACAAUCGCAUCACCAAUGAGGGUGUUAGCAUGCUCUGCAAGGGUCUGGAGUACAACGACACACUCCGGGUUCUGAUGUUGGCUUACAAUUCACUAACAGUAGAGGGAGCACUGUCUCUGGUUAACAUGGUGAAGAAAACCCAUAAAACUGCUUUGGAAGAGAUUAAUAUAUGUAAUGUUUUGGUCAAUGAAAACUUUUUACAUCUGCUGGAAGUAACUUGCGAAGAGCAUCCUGGUUUAGAUGUACAGUAUGGAGGCGUUGGAGGGUUUAUUGCCAAGAAGCCAGUCAAACGCAUCGACCCAAUGAAAGUCAUCCAGGACUAUCUGGAUCAGCACAAGCUUCGUCUUUGGGACUUCUUCCGAAAUAUUGACAAAGAUGCAACCAUGCGAGUCCCUGUGGUCGACUUCAGGAAUGCGAUGCAGCAGUCAAACGUUCCCUUGGAUCGAUUCCAGAUCGAGGAACUUAUCCAGAGACUCGACCGUGACAGGACAGGAAUAGUAGACUACAGGGGUCUGGCAGAUACCAGGAAGCAAAUGGUGCGCAACCACCGGCGACAACUGCGCAAAGUCGCAUCUCGACAGAAGAAAGAGAAGCAUAAGAGCGAUCGCAUUCUCAAGACUUUCCAGAGCGCCGUGGAAGCCGUGACGCCUCUCGCCUCUGUGGUUAUAUCUCCAGGGGAUAUUAAAGAAGAUUCGACAGGGCCCCAUCACUUCUCGGCCACUCCUCUCAGUUCUUGGCACCGCAUUGUAACGUCAAACAGUGGCCGGUACACGGUUUCUAACCCCAGCAAUGAUCAAGUCCACUUGCCUAUGUUAGUAGGCGUACACUCCCAGCGUUUCACUAAGUCUCCAAAUUUCCACACGCGUUCCCAGCCCAAUUUGCUGACUACCUCCCGUCAAUCUGACCGAGGCGUAUCCGCCCCCGCACGGGCCGUACGUUCCAAUCCCGAGAUCAGCCACAACAAGCUUAAGCCACUAACGGUUGACCACCUGACCAAGUCCAGACCUGCUCUUGACACCACACCGCUUGGCAUUAAAGCCAAAAAAGGGAAGAAAUCUAAAGCAAAGAAACAUGUGGAGAAGAACUUAAAGAAUUCCAAAAAGUGA
Molecule: messenger RNA, 1920 nt
Organism: Nerophis lumbriciformis (worm pipefish)
Lineage: Eukaryota; Metazoa; Chordata; Actinopteri; Syngnathiformes; Syngnathidae
Source: RefSeq, a predicted model, not a curated record